Molecule: messenger RNA, 1137 nt
Organism: Rotaria sp. Silwood1
Lineage: Eukaryota; Metazoa; Rotifera; Eurotatoria; Philodinida; Philodinidae
Source: the annotation of a GenBank genome assembly
AUGCCUUAUUCUUGGUCUCGUUGUAUUUAUCGCUGUUGUUGUUGUCAGUGUUAUACAAAUAUUGGCGCGACGGAGAACGGUGUUAAUAAUACAGGUGGAAAUAAAUCUACCAGUGGACAAUGGGAUAUUUAUUUAGAUUCUCAAUAUGAUACAUUGACAGGAUCUCUUAUCAUUGCAUCAGAAGAAAGUGAUACAUGUUUUGAAUAUAUCCAUCGAUCAUUUCAUAUACUCAGUAUCAGUACUCCUAUUAUCCUUGUCGAAGCAAUAUUGGUGAUAAUCUUCAGUUUAAUGUUUAUAUUUGGAUGUAAAUAUUCAAAUGAUUGUCCAAUACAACCAUUACUUAUUAUUUAUCAUCUUAUUGGCGGUGGUGUUGGUUCUCUUUUUUGGUUAUGGUUAAUGUUACGAGCAUUACGCCGUAAGCGACAAGAGUCUGGUCUUGAAGAUGAUGAUGAUGAUACUGAUUAUGAUGCACAUUUAGAAGAGGGUUCUAGUGGUCAAAGACUUAAAGAUAAUGGAAUAUGGUUUAUGGAAUUGUUAGCUUUUAUUUUUCUUCUUGUUUCUUUUUUAAUGGGAAAUUAUUGGACAUGGUCCAUUUUUUGGCCAGCACAAGAUAUGACUGAAACUCAACCGAUUGAUUGGUGUAAUCAUUCUUUGUAUAUAUUUACACUCGAAAUUUGCAAUUAUAGUGGAUAUAAAAUCUAUCCUGGCCAUGGCAAACGUGUUGUUAAAGUUGAUGGCAAAGUACAUAUCUAUUUAAAUUCAAAAUGUCAACGAUCGGCUGAUAUGCGUCGAAAUCCUCGUCGUGUUACAUGGACUGUUUAUUAUCGUCGUAAACAUAAGAAAGGUGCUGCCGAACAAGAAGUUAAAAAACGUACUCGACGUAAUAUUAAAUUUCAACGAGCUAUUACUGGUGUUACCUGGAACGAGAUUCUUGCUAAACGUAACCAACAACCAGAAUUUCGAAAGGCUCAACGACAGGAUGCCAUUAAUGCUGCUAAACAAGCUAAAAAGGCAAAAGCUCAACAAAAGAAAGUUGUACAAUCAGCUGUUGUCAAAAGUGCUAAACAAGUGAAGAAACCAGAAAGGAUUCAAAAAAAUAUACCAAAGGCUGGCCCAAAGAAGGGCACGCAACGAUAA